Messenger RNA from Knipowitschia caucasica, 375 nucleotides. NCBI's taxonomy places the organism in Eukaryota, Metazoa, Chordata, Actinopteri, Gobiiformes, Gobiidae. The record is from the annotation of a GenBank genome assembly.
AUGAGGCUUAAACCACCAUACGGAGAAAAGGAGGCUGCAUGGUUGUGCAGAGACAUUUGUCACGGAGGCAAGUCCAUCUCUAGAUUUGCCCAAGGCCUUCACCUUCGACAAAUAGACAUGCUGCAGGAAGGGAUUACUGGGAGCUCUGCAAGUCUGACCAAACUUGCACAUGUAUUGCGCAAAGUUUGUAAAGCGGCUGUGCAAAGGAUGAGAAGAAGAGGAAAACAGAUUGUAGGAAGAAGGGAGAGAUUGUUCUCAUUGACGAAAGCAAAUUCGGACAUAAAAGAAAGUACAACAGAGGUCGAACAAGUAGCCGGAAUUCCUGGGUAUUUGGCAUACUCGGAAUUAAAGAACAAAGAAGGAGACCAAUUCUGA